Messenger RNA from Drosophila virilis, 808 nucleotides. RefSeq names its product seminal metalloprotease 1. Gene Ontology annotation, molecular function: metalloendopeptidase activity; zinc ion binding. Lineage: Eukaryota; Metazoa; Arthropoda; Insecta; Diptera; Drosophilidae. Gene Ontology annotation, biological process: proteolysis. The record is from RefSeq and is a predicted model, not a curated record.
GAUGUCGACUCGGUUUGACAUUCUGUUGCUCGCCUGUUGCCUGUAUUUUGGAGCUAGUGCAGCACCGCUUAAGGGGAUCGAGUAUGAGCCAAUUGAUCCAGAGCUAACUGGGGACUACUUCCAGGGUGACAUGGAUGUGGAACUCACGCGGAAUGGAGAACUAGCAGUCACUCGUCACUGGCCUAAUGCCACAGUCUACUACAAGAUAGAUGAGCAGUUCAGUGCUGCACAAAUACAACAUAUUGAGUUGGGAAUGCGGCGUCUUGAGCUUGUCUCUUGCAUACGUUUCCUGCCUGCUAGUGAAGAGACCGUGGACUAUGUGCUGGUCACUGUUUCCACAACUGGCUGCAGUUCCAAGGUUGGCUAUAUUGGCAGCGAGCAGACGGUCAAGCUAAAGCCCAGCGAUUUGGACACUGGUUGCUUUCGACUAGGCACCAUACAGCAUGAGCUGCUCCACACUUUGGGAUUCCAUCAUCAGCAAAGUUCUGCGGAUCGAGACGAUUACGUGAAAAUUGUGGAAGAGAACAUUACUGAGGGAAAAGAACAUAAUUUUAAGAAGUAUGAAGCGGAUCGGGUGGAAAACUUCGAUGCACCCUACGAUUAUGGUAGCAUUCUACACUACAGCUCCAAGGCCUUCUCGAAGAAUGGGGAAGAAACAAUUAUCGCUCUAGACCCAGAUGGUCAGUCCCAAAUGGGGCAAAGGCUCGCUCUGAGCUUCGCUGACGUGAGUCGCCUUAAUACCAUGUAUAAAUGUCCAAUGCAGGUGUAAAUAAAAAAACGAACAUUAUUAAUAAUUCAGAAAUCGGAA